This is a messenger RNA of Aspergillus ruber CBS 135680, 1416 nucleotides long. RefSeq names its product ESCRT-III subunit protein VPS24. The coding region runs from base 322 to 1002 and encodes 226 amino acids. The transcript is spliced from 2 exons. NCBI's taxonomy places the organism in Eukaryota, Fungi, Ascomycota, Eurotiomycetes, Eurotiales, Aspergillaceae. Gene Ontology annotation, cellular component: ESCRT III complex; multivesicular body. Gene Ontology annotation, biological process: late endosome to vacuole transport; endosome transport via multivesicular body sorting pathway; protein transport. The record is from RefSeq and is a predicted model, not a curated record.
CAAGCCUUCUCUUUUGGUGGCUGCCAGGCACGGAUCGUGGAUAGAAUGGUUAUGAAAAUGCUGCAAUAAGUCAGAAAAAAAGACAUAUUAAGGCCACAUUGCGCCUGCUUUUCUACGAAUCUGAGUUGGCUACUAUUUUCACCGGUUUACUCCUUUUCACAAACGCCUUUCACCACCCGCUUUCGGUACCCCGCCUGGUUACGAAGAGCAUGGACUUCGAAGUGAUCUCUUGAUACAGUCGGACACAGAAUAUUGCUCAGAAUCGGCAGCGAAGGGCUACUUAUAUACAUUAGACACAUAUCGGAUUGACCGUGGAAAAUCAUGGAGACCCUUAAGGCGGUCUUGUUCGGGCCCGAUCCCCAGGCUCAGAUGAGAAAAUGCAACCAAAUUAUCCGUUCUAAUACCCGCCAAUUAGACCGCGACAUUGCGCAGCUCAAGACCCUCGACACCAAGACACGACAGCUCAUAUUGAAUGCGUCAAGACGAGCGGAACGGAAUCCCUCGCAGGCAAGACAAGCCACGGUGGAAUUAAAGACGUUCGCGCGAGAACUCGUUCGGAUCCGAAAACAAAACACCCGUUUGAAUACGAGCCGAGCACAGCUUCAAAGCGUCCAGAUGCAGGUAAACGAGGCGUUUUCGGUCCGCAAGAUUCAAGGAAGUCUGAAAAAGUCGACAGGUAUUAUGAAGGAUGUGAACACGCUAGUCAAACUACCAGAGUUAUCUGGAACGAUGCACCAACUCUCCACAGAGUUAGUCCGGGCCGGAAUUAUCGAAGAAAUGGUUGACGAUGCGAUUACCGAUCCUAAUAUGAUUGAAGAAGAGGAGGAAGAAGCCGACGCAGAGGUGGACAAGAUCUUGCAGGAGAUCUUGCAAGGGAAGCUCUCCCAGGCCCAAAAGCCCGAGAAGCCUCUGGAAGAAGAGCCGGCCGCCGAAGACGUGUUCGAGGACCAAGAAGCUACGCUUGAACAGAUGCGAGGACGACUGGAAGCUCUGAAGAGCUGAUUGAGGUUUCUUCAAAUUGUUACGAGACUACGCGCAAGCCUCAGGAAUGGGGUCUUUCAUUUGAUAUGUAUACUGGAGCGCUCAACGGAGUUCUGGCAUGGUAUUUGACGUUUUGGUUUUGCUAGGCUGGACCUGAUAUAUGAAUUUAAUUGUUCGAAGCUACUUUUUCCGUUUUCGGUUUCAUUCAUUCAUCACCGUUUUUCACGCCUUGCUAUCUACUUGAAACUCUUUAGUUUUGCACUGCUUAUUAACUAUAAUUAUCAUUCGACAUGAUACCGGAGAGAGGUCUGUUUAUGGUCCAUUAUGAGGGAUUACACGAUUUGAAUCGAGUCAUUCCUCUGGAAACAUACUCGGCUAUUAUGUUGUGUGGCGGGCAGAUAAAAUCAACACACUGUAAACACGAGCUCGAUGGCC